Oncorhynchus keta (chum salmon) is the source of this 5243-nucleotide messenger RNA. RefSeq names its product 1-acyl-sn-glycerol-3-phosphate acyltransferase alpha-like. The transcript has 6 exons. Gene Ontology annotation, cellular component: membrane; endoplasmic reticulum. Lineage: Eukaryota; Metazoa; Chordata; Actinopteri; Salmoniformes; Salmonidae. The coding region runs from base 289 to 1110 and encodes 273 amino acids. Gene Ontology annotation, molecular function: 1-acylglycerol-3-phosphate O-acyltransferase activity. Gene Ontology annotation, biological process: phosphatidic acid biosynthetic process. The record is from RefSeq and is a predicted model, not a curated record.
GGAACCAUAUAAGGUGCAACCGGAAACAGAAAAAACAUCGAAUUCCAUGGCAAUUUACCUAAAGAACCUCUACACGAGGCUGCCUUUCACCAUCGUUGACUGAACAGUGUUGUCCACGAGUUAUAUUAAUCCAGAGAACGAGUCGUGCACCACCGAAGUUGCACAAGUUGUGUGUUGCCUCUUGCCAGUUGUAAUGUCAGUCGGUGCCACACAGUGCUGCUAAUGAUUGCACAACAUUAGCUAGCACCAUCAGAGACUCUUGCUGGCAAUAUCAGUGGAGGAAUCAGUAUGGAUGCGCUCUUGGUGUUCCUACUGCUGCUGGUCCCACUCUUGCUAUGGACCAGCAGCACUUUUGUUUUUUAUUUUAAAAAGUGUUUCUACGUGGCCUAUAUGAUGAUUUUGGCUGCGAUUGCGAUUCUGCUUAGUAUUCUGAAAAGCGGCGGCAGGGACAUCGAAAACAUGAGGGUGAUCCGCGCUCUGGUUCGUCACGUGAAGUACUUCCUGGGUCUGAGGUUUGACGUGAGCGGCUUGGAACACCUGCAAACAGAGGGACCCUACGUCAUCAUCUCCAACCACCAGAGCUCCCUGGACGUACUGGGUCUAAUGGAGGUCCUCCCAGAUCGCUGCACCAUGGUUGCCAAGAAGGAGCUGGUGUACGCUGGCACUGUGGGCAUCGUGUGCUGGCUGGGCGGCAUCGUCUUCAUCAACCGCAAGAAGACACGAGACGCCAAGAGUGUCAUGGCCGAAGCUGCCAAGACCAUGCUGGAUGACCAGAUCCGUCUGUGGGUGUUCCCGGAGGGUACGCGGAACCAGAGGGGCGACCUGUUGCCCUUCAAGAAGGGAGCCUUCCACCUGGCAGUGCAAGCGCAAGCUCCUAUCAUUCCCAUCGUGUUCUCCUCCUACAGUAACUUCUAUCUACGGAAAGAAAAGCAGUUCAACUCGGGGACCAUCACACUGAAGAUCCUUCCGAAGAUUGAGACGAAGGGCAUGACGUCAGACAACGUGGCCGACCUCUCCAACAAGUCCUACGACCUCAUGCGCUCCGUCUUCCUAGACAUCUCUGGCUCUGCCCCCGUAACCCAGAGCAACGGGCCCUCCUUGCGCCACUAAACAUGAACAACCUCCCUCCUCAUUUUCCUGUCCAAGACACCAAACCCCCCCCUUCUCUCCCCUCCACAUAGUCCCAGCUCCCUACCUACCUACCUACUCACAAAUUAAGUCAAAUAUAUUGGCACCCUCGCACUUUACAAUGGCGCAGAAUGUUCUGUUUUCUCUUUUCAAAACUGGUUGAAUGGAUAUGUCUUACCCUUAGGGCACCUGCAACUUACCACGGGUGAGAGAAAUGACACCGUAAACAAGAUAAUUGCUUCCAACCAACCAAAUUAAUUUAGUAUAAUUUAGUCCAGGCUAUCUUUUUUACUUUGAAAUGAACAAUCUCAAUUUUAGAAGAAGAAAAAAUGUAUUGGUCCUGUGCAGUUGUAAAUAAAACAAAUUCAUGUGUGUACACCAAAUGUUUUUUAAAUGUCAACUUAUCUUAAAAAACAUAGUGAAUCAUGCAAGGGUGCCAAUAUAUUUGAGUGUAUCUCUACCAGGACAGAACGCACACACCAGGUCUACGUCAUGAACUCUUCUCUGCUUUCUGAUGUGUUGGCCUGGUCCAGUUUGGUUCUGGUUGGUUCCUGGCCUAGCCCAGUACAUUCCGGCCGUGACCGCUCACUGCAGCAGGUUAGAACAGCAUGGAUGUGAUGUGGGUUCAUCAUGCAUUCCUUUUGGAUUGCUCUGUUGUCCAGCAUUUUGUUUUGUUUAUCUGUUUUUAAGUGGCUUUAUGGUUGUCUGAUUUUAUGGCAGUAGUUGUGCUUUUGCUAUUUUCCCUCUCCCUUCCUCCGGCUUGACUUUAGAUUUUCGUAAAUGUCGCCAGUGGAUAUUUAUAGCUUCUUCUGGUGCUGCCUAACCUCUUUUCUUAAUGCGCUCUCAGACAAUCGCAACACACAACCACCCUGCUUUAACAUGCACACACAACAGUUCCCCCUGCUCAACACCACAUCCCACCCAACCCCAGUGUAUCCUCCCCUGUUCUGCAUUCCAGCCUAUUGUCUCUGUGAAGAACAGGGGGAACAGGGGAGGUGGAGGGCAACAGAGGAGCGAGAUGAGAUCAACAGUAGUUGACUUAGGGACUUGUUCCUUAUCUGUGUCUCAGUGGAAUCCACUCUAUAUUGUUACUUACUUACAUACUGACCACACUGGCAUCUCAACCACCUUAUCACAAUAGCUCAAUGAUAUACUGUACCAUGCUUGAUAUACUGUACCAUGAUAUAAUGUACCACGCCAAACAACAAGGUAUACAACGAAGACAAGAACCAUCCUCAGUGAAUUCAUGGACUUUACUGGACUUAUCAGUUUCCAAACGUGCAUUUUUGGUUUACUACACAGAUUUUCUUCACUCUUAUUUUCUAUCCGCCUAAGAAAUAACCUGCAUGUAACAUUGAGCAAAGUGUUGUUGUUUUUUGCAGCUGUGUUCUAUAUUUCUCUUUAUUUAUAUCUACAUCAUAUGGUCUUGUGUUCAUUUUAUUUGUGUCUUAAAGUUCUGUUCUUUGUGCAUGGAGAACAUAUUUAAGAUGUAUAAAAGGUGAUUUUAUGAAGUGCAAUGUCCAACUGUUCAAUCUAAACUGCUCCAAAGUGUAAGAGGUCUAGGAUGUAUUCAUUACAUCUGGCAACGGAAACUGUUUUAAGAGCCAAACAAAGCAAAUGGAGCAAACUGAAUGAAACGGAGGGACCUACUUGAACUCUGGUUUUGUUGGAAAAAGUGUGCUAGUGCUUUAAAAGUAACACAUUGGGAAGUGAUCUAGAUGUAACACGGGUACACAAGUAACAUUUAUUUAUUACCUAAGUCUUGUGCAUUCUUUGCUUGGCCAAAUGUUCCUUAUUGUUACAUGGCAACUAUACUGAACAAAAAUAUAAAUGCAACAUGCAACAAUUUUAAAGAUUUUACUGAAUUACAGUUCAUAGAAGGAAAUCAGGAAAUAAGUUCAUUAGACACUAAUUUAUGGCUUUCACAUGACUGGGCAGGGGCACAUGGGUGGGCAUGGGAGGGCAUCGGCCCCCCCACUUGGGCGCAAGGCCCAGUCAGUCAGAAUCAGUUUUUCCCCACAAAAGGGCUUUAUUACAGACAGAAAUACUCCUCAGCACCCCUGCCUCCAGACGAGGUGAGGAAGCCAGAUGUGGAGGGCCUGAGCUGUUGUGGUUACACACAGUCUGCAGUUGUGAGCCAGUUGUACGUACUGCCAAAUUCUCUAAAUUGACACUGGAGGUGGCUUACGGUAGAUAAAUUAACAUUAAAUUCUCAGGCAAGAGCCCUGUUGGACGUUCUUGCAGUCAGCAUGCUAAUAGCAUGUUUCCUCAUUUUGACACAUCUGUGGUAUCGUGUUGUGUGACAACUGCACAUUUUAGAGUGGCCUUUUAUUGUCCCCAGCACAAGGUGUACCUGUGUAAUGAUCACGCUGUUUAAUUAGCUUCUUGAUAUGCCACCUGUCAUGUGUAUAAAUUACCGUGACAAUUUAGAAAUGCCCACUAAUAGGAUGUAAACAAAUUUGUGCUCAAAAUUUGAGAGACAAGCUUUUUGUGCCAAUGGAACAUUUCUGGGAUAUUUCAGUUCAUGACACAUGGGACCAACACUUUGCAUGUUACAUUUAUAUUUUUGUUCAGUAUAGAAGGGCUGCUGUCAGAGUGGUUUCCUUAGCUUUAUACUUGAUAAACUGGUGCUUUUCCUAUUAAUGGGGAAGAGGAGGGAUACACGCAUAGUCAUUACAUACUGUGGUUUUCUGACCAAUUAUGAUACCCAAAACAGAACUGAGAAUAUUACAUUUGAUGUUUUUAAUCGAUGGAUGGUGUAUGAUAUGUACAACUCUGACUGUGGGGGACAGGCGCGGUCUAUUUUUAAAGGAAGCGAGGAAUUGGCUGAAUGUUUUUGGCCUUGUAUUCAAGGUAGUAAUAAUCAAAGUUGGGAUUGUGAAGUUCGUAAACUUGUGAGAGGUUUUAUAUUCUGUAAUUAAUAGACAGAUGACUGGAAUGACUGAAAUACUUUUAAUGUAUGGCAACGCAGCUUCUUAUUUGUAUCCAGAUCUUGACAUUUUUAAUAUUCACUGCCUUUACAUUAGUUGGAUAAAAUGACGUCGCUUGAAGCUUUUUGCCUGUCAAAAACACCAGUCUGAGAAUGUAUUUCAGGAUUAUUUGUGUAAUACUUAUUGCAUUUAACUCUUUAUUUUUCAAUUUUUAAAAAACUUUAAGUAUAACUUAUUUCAAUGGAAUGUUGUUUUGCAUACAGUUGGUUUCUGACACAAAGAAAUGUCAAUGAUUAAUUGUUUUUAUUUAAAAUUAAGGUAAAGUAAUUGAACACUUAAUUUAAUCUCCAGCAUUUUUCUUUGUUGUGCACCCAAACUUCCUGAGGUACAGGGUUGAGGGUCAAUCAAUUUAAAUUCAGUCAAUCCAAAAAACAUCUACUUCAAUUAUCCUCAGUGCUUCUCUGAAACAUGUUUAAUUAGAAUUUCAGUUUACUUCCUGAAUUGACUGAGUUGAUUAACUCCAACCCUGUUGAGCCGCUCAUGCUGUAGAAGUGAAAUCAUCUAUGCUUUGUCUGGUAAUAACCCUGUAUACGAGGCCUCUUCAUAGUCGAUUGGCUACAGUAGCUUUACCUGCUGGGCUUUUGGCUUACUUGGUUCUGAGGAGUAAAUCAACUCAAGGCCCGGGCUUUCCUCAUCUUUAUGUUCUUGAAGGCCAGUACCACCAUGUAAGGAAUAUCGGUCUGAAUACAUCAAAUAAAUCUGUGACUUUAAUUUAUGUUAAUAGAAGUAUAUAUUAACAAUAGUAAGCCUUUCAUGGUUUUUGUUAUCUUAAUGCAGUGGUGUCUUUUAAAAAAAUCUUACAACAGAGGUUUGAAUGUUCAUCAAAGAUGCUACCAAAUUGGUUUCAACCAAAUGUAUACUGUCAUUGAUUUUUAGACAAUGGUCAAUAGUUCGCCUAUUAAUCUUUUUAUGAUUAUUUUCAUGAUGUUUUGUAGCUUAACUUUCUAGUGUGUCAGCUAAAAGCGUCAUUGACUCAUGACGAUCAUAUGUUAACUCAACAGGCUCUGCAGCACUACUUUGGAGAGCCUGGUUGGUUGAUCUGGCUGUUGUUUACAAAAUUAUAUAUAAGAUAUUGGAGAAAGAUUUAAAGUAUUCUAAAUAUGAAUAAAGCACUUUUCAUGUUGA